This is a messenger RNA of Camelina sativa (false flax), 2621 nucleotides long. The record is from RefSeq and is a predicted model, not a curated record. NCBI's taxonomy places the organism in Eukaryota, Viridiplantae, Streptophyta, Magnoliopsida, Brassicales, Brassicaceae.
AUGAGGUGUCAGACUUCGAUUGGUCGAGUUGCUAGCUUCAGAGUUCAGAGUGUUUUGUUUUUGCUGCUUCUUGACCCUCUACCUUCCCUCACUGCUCUUCGAAAAAUUAGACUGUCACAUCUAUCUAAGAUAACAAUGGCCGGCGAAUCUUCCGGCAAGGACUGCGACGGUAAAGCCGCCGGGAAAAUCCAGCGAAAAUUGGGUCUUGUUUACGACGAGACGAUGUGCAAACACGACACACCAGACGGUGAGGUUCACGUAGAGUGUCCCGACCGCAUCAGAGUUAUCUGGGAAAAGCUUCAGCUCGCCGGAGUCACUCAAAGAUGUAUGGUUCUUGGUGGUACCAAAGCGGAAGACAAGCAUCUUAAAUUGGUUCACACAAAGAAACAUGUUAACUUAGUGAAGAAUAUUAGCACAAAACAGAGAGAUUCUCGGAGAGACAAGAUUGCUUCACAGUUGGAUUCGAUAUAUAUGAAUAGAGGUUCAUCUGAAGCCGCAUAUCUUGCUGCUGGAUCUGUUGUUAAGGUGGCAGAGAAAGUUGCAGAAGGAGAGUUAGAUUCUGGCUUUGCUAUUGUCAGGCCCCCAGGACACCAUGCUGAGGCAGAUGAAGCCAUGGGUUUUUGUCUAUUCAACAAUGUUGCCGUUGCUGCUAGUUAUUUACUAAACCAAAGACCGGAUCUAGGUAUCAAGAAAAUUCUGAUUGUUGAUUGGGAUAUCCAUCACGGAAAUGGUACACAGAAGAUGUUCUGGAAAGAUCCCCACGUACUAGUAUUCUCUGUUCAUAGGCAUGACCAUGGAAGUUUUUAUCCAUCGGGUGAUGAUGGGGAUUAUAACAUGGUUGGGGAAGGUCCAGGUGAAGGGUUUAACAUAAACGUUCCAUGGGAACAAGGUGGAUGUGGAGAUGCAGAUUAUCUUGCGGCAUGGGACCAUAUCUUGAUUCCUGUGGCGAAGGGAUUUAAUCCUGAUUUCAUUUUGGUUUCAGCUGGAGUUGAUGCAGCUAUCAAUGAUCCGCUCGGGGGUUGUUGUGUUACACCAUAUGGAUAUUCAGUUAUGUUGAAGAAGCUGAUGGAGUUUGCACAAGGAAAGAUAGUGCUAGCGUUAGAGGGAGGGUACAAUCUUGAGUCAAUGGCAAAGUCUGCACUCGCAUGUGUCCAAGUUUUGCUUGAAGAAAAAACAACUCAAUGGUCUUCUGGAGCAUAUCCAUUAGAAUCUACAUGGCGUGUUAUACAAGCGGUACGCAAGCGACUAUGUGCAUAUUGGCCUUCACUUGCAGAUAAAUUAUCGUCGAAGCUGAUUAAUCAGAAAACUCGUACUCCAGUUGGGAACCUUUCUUCUUGUCUACCAUCAUCUACAGUUAGUGGCGCUAGGGCAGAAGGUCCUAACCUAACCGUGCUUCCCUCCUUAGAGAGCACCAGUCAUCUUUUGCCCCACUCACAUCUUUCUGUCGCCAAAAAAAGAAAGGCUCCCGCUUCUGGUUCGACCUUAAGCUAUCGGUUCUCAGAGAUGGAGGAUGUUAUGGUGGACAAGGUUCUCCCGUCUUUUCACGAAGAGCUGAAGGGUAUGGAAUUCGAGGAACGCAUCGCUUUCGGCAAAGAAAGUUCCUUAAAGGCAAUUUUGAUGUUUGAUCACCUUGCUCAAGAGAAUAGGGAGUUGAGGUACAAAUGUUCUGCUGCUUCUGACGCGUUGAUGGCGUCUAAUGAGAAUUUAAAGAACCUCAGUGCAGAAAGAAACUCAGCUGACGCUCUCUUUCGCCGUGAAGUGGAAGAGUUGAAGUCUCUAUUGGCUGCUCGAGAUGGAGAACUGGAGGCAAGUAGAAAAGAGUUAAAGGCCAAAAAGAAGGAGCUAGAAACAAAAGAGAAAGCGCGGCUAAUGUUGGUUCGGGCUCGGGAGGAUGAUAUUCGUGGUCUUCGUGCUAAAAUAGGAAGUUUGGUGCAGGAGCGAGAUGAGGCAGUAGUAAAAGCUGAACAUCUAGAUAAGGAACUCCAAGAUGAUAGGUUAAGAAACCGAGUUGGGAAUGGAUCUCACGAGUCCAAUGAAGACAUGGACUCGGACAAGCUCGAACCCAUGUCUCAGGAGUUCAAUGAAGACACGGACUCGGAAGAUCUCCAAAGCCUUGAGGACUUCAAGAAAACCUGGGAACGUAUUAGAGAGAAUUGGAUAACAAGCAUUAAAAACUUAAAGCAAGUGGGGAUUCUUGCCACCAUCGCAUCAGGUAUCACCAAUCAGUACCAAGUGUAUCGUCGAUGGGAGAGGCAGGGUACUCUACUAGGUUGGGAGCUUGAGGUCGCAGCAGAAAAAUACCACAACCUUCGCGCGUUUCUUGAUAAGGUCGGGCAGAGCGACGUUUACCCCUCUGUAGAAGUGUAUGAGAAGAGCUGGAACGAUGUUCUUGCUAGCCAUCGCCCACCUGUGGUGACUCGUGAAGACGCCUCUUCCCCAGCAGUCACAGUAAGCACUAAGCGUAAGAACCGGAAAAGGGUCCGGCGCAACGACUCAUAAUAAAACACUAAGCAUCAUAAUAAAACACAUAUCUCGAUUUUGUAACAACUGUGGAGUUUCAUUGUAACCACACGACCUUUUUGGUGAUUGUAACCAAACAAUGUUUUACUUGACAAGUAACG